Fusarium redolens is the source of this 1350-nucleotide messenger RNA. RefSeq lists its product as uncharacterized. Bases 139 to 1140 code for a protein of 333 amino acids. Lineage: Eukaryota; Fungi; Ascomycota; Sordariomycetes; Hypocreales; Nectriaceae. The record is from RefSeq and is a predicted model, not a curated record. The transcript has 7 exons.
CUUCCCCUGAAUUAGCGACAAGACUAUUGAACGUCCAUAAACCUCUGUACCCUGACCCUGCUUUCAUUACGCGUUAAAAGCAGAGUGCUCCCGGCUUCUUUUCCCCUCCAUCAGAGGGGUUCUGAUCGACAGCCAAAUAUGGCGUUAUCGUCGACUAUCGAGAAGGACAUUGCUAUUGCAUGCAUAUGUUCUACUCUGAUUCUGUCGCGAUGUGGCUAUCGCAUUUACCACUGGUACAAGGGCCAUGCGGGUUCCCACAGAAUCUGGCAUGCUGACGAUAUUUACAUGGCCGUUGCCCUGCUGCCCCUUAUUUCGCGCACUGUCUGCAUCACUCUAUCAUUCCUCCUGAAUCCCUCCAGCUCACGCGAACCUGCGACGACAGAAGAGGCGACAGCCCAGCACAUGACUGUCGAGAAGCUUGAACAUGAUAGGAUUGUUGGGCUUCAACUACUGGUUGGCACCAGAUUGAGCUACACUCUGAUUCUUUGGAUUCUGAAAGCUGCCCUGCUUUCAUUCUACUCUCGUUUCGUUCGGGUGACGAGCUGGGGCAAGACGGCAGUUAGGGUACUAUGGUGCCUCUUAUUUGCUUCUUGCCUUGUUGUUAUUGUAGCAAUAUUAGCCGAAUGCCGCCCUAUUUCGUUGAUGUGGAAGCUCAGCUCGAAGGAAACACAACCCAUCUGUCAAAAGGGCAUGGUUUACUUUUUCGCUCUGGCAGUAGGCAAUAUCAGCACAGAUAUUGCCCUCUUGAUACUGCCCUUUCCGACCCUUGCAGUUGCGAGACUAAAUACCAAAACCAAGGUCCAACUUGGAGUCUUAUUCAGUAUCGGCCUUUUACUCAUUACAAUUACAAUUGUGCGAAUACCACUUAUCCUCAACGAGGCCAUGUCCCAAAAGUCUCGGUCCACUUGGGCGACUAUAGAAAUUCUGUGCAGUUUCAUCGUGGCAAACACGCCCUUUUUUUAUGGUAUUUUAAGAGAGCUUGGGCAUCACAAGGGUACACAGCCUUCAGUGACUAAUCCGAGUCGAUCAGAGGGUCCAUUUUAUUUGCAGAGUAAAGGAGCAGAUCACCGCUCUUACGAGCUACAGGCUGCAAACAGUGAUGGGAACAAUAAUUCACAGGAGCUGAUCAUAACACCAUAACGAUAAUAAAGUUGCUUGAUUGCCAAUUUUCCCUUCAUCUAAACGAGCGGAAACUGACAAAUCAGCUCCAUCCCCACUGACACUUCGAUUGCUUAGUAGCCGCGCCAGGCCCUGUCUGUACCUCUGGAGGGAGCCGCCACUUAUGAAGUCUGAGUACCGCAAAUUCAAGUUAUCAAAGCACUUCCUCUUCCACUUACCUGUGGCAAGGGU